Molecule: messenger RNA, 1985 nt
Organism: Ruditapes philippinarum (Manila clam)
Lineage: Eukaryota; Metazoa; Mollusca; Bivalvia; Venerida; Veneridae
Product: phosphatidylinositol phosphatase PTPRQ-like
Exons: 10
Coding region: 135-1985 (616 amino acids)
Molecular function (GO): protein binding
Source: RefSeq, a predicted model, not a curated record
AAAAUGUACAAAAUGUAUUUGUUGCUAACACGACUACAACCUCUAUACGAAUUGAAUGGACAAAACCUACUAAAGGAGAUGCUCAUAGUUACGAUGUUAACUUCACAUGUAAGAGUCCAAAUGAAAAUAGCAAUAUGGAAACGUACUCAUUUCGUAAUGAAACGGAACUAGAAUCCACAGUUACAGGCAUUGAUCCCGGAAGUCAUUGUAAUGUCAGUAUAACUACUCAUAUCGGAUCUCAGAUUGGCUGUCCUCUUCAUAUUGAAUUGAACAAAACAUCAAAAGAAACAGCUCCAAAUAAUCCUGUGAUAUCAUGCCUUAAGCCGGGAAAACGUUCAUUAAAUGUCUCCUGGAAUGAGCCUACCACACCAAACGGAUUUGUAAGGAAGUACCAAUUGCUUGUUGUUGAUAAAACGUCAGGCUGCCUUAAAGCAAAUCAUACAUACUGUUUAUCAAGCAUAUGUGUUGAUGACGAAGACGUGUAUCAGGAAGUAAGCUUAGGCGACCUCGAUAAGUGCAAUGGGACACAGUAUAGUAUGAAAGUUGUUCAUGAGUUACCAAGAGAAGACGUGGUUGAACAAUUACAUCCUUACAGACAGUAUAAUGUCACUGUCAGAGCAUACACAAAAUGCUGGGGCAACUUUACAUGGUUAAACAGUGAAACAGAAAGCGAUCUUCCUUCAGCAGCUCCGAGUAUACGCACACUUAUUCCUACUGAGGAAGGUUUUAAUAUUUCGAUGGUUCCCCCUGACGAGGAUGAUAGAAAUGGUGUUAUCACCAAUUAUACAAUAAGAUAUACAUGGAUAAAUAAUACGUGCUGGGAUUCUCAUGACGGUGAAAUAGUUGAGGAAACAAUAUAUACAAACAAUGAGUCUAAUCAUGAAGUGUCAAAUUUGCGUCCGUAUUGGUAUUACAAUAUUACGGUGAGUGCAUCCACCAAGGUAGGUGAAGGACCAGUUGGAUGGUGUGACGCUUAUUAUGUUAGAACAAAUACAUCUAUACCUGGUGACGUUAGAAACCUAACAAUAAUCACAACUUCUAGUAACGCAAGCCUUACAUGGGUAACUCCGUGUGAAACAAAUGGAAUUAUUACUAUGUAUUCUAUCAAUAUAACUAAUAAUGACACGUCAACAACUUGGGAAAAUGAAACUGAUGGAAAUAUGACUCAAUUCGUGGUUCAGAAUUUGUUACCAUACAGUAACUAUUCGUUUAGCCUUGCCGCUAGCACUGAAAAGGGUAUAGGUAACCGUUCCAUUGAUAUUGAAAAGCGGACAGAUACUGCCAAACCUUAUCAACCAAGGAAUCCAAGAGCAGACAAAACCUAUUCUACAAGAAUUGACGUAAAAUGGGACACGCCAGAUUUGUAUACUGGUCCGACCCGAUACUUUUGUAUACCAGUCGAUGAUAAAAACAAAAAUAUUAAACUUGAAAAUAGCGAAGUACAUGGUUUUAAAGCUAGAUCAUGCACUUUGACGGGUCUAGACGAGUUUUGGACGUAUUCAAUCACAGUGACUGCAUCAACUGAUCGUGGAAACACAUCUGCGACAUUUCGUGUGAAGACCGCAGAAGACAAGCCAGGAAAAGUUUCUUAUCUGAAAAUAAAAUCAGAGAAAGAUGUCACGAAACAGAGAUCUGUUUAUGUAGUGUGGAAUGAACCAAGCAUCAGGGACAGAAACGGCAUCAUUCAGAAUUAUUCCAUAGUAUUCACAAACAGCAGUGUAUUUGCUAAUACAAGUGCUGGAAAUGGCUCAGUGGUAACGGAAACAGUUAAUGUUCAGCCAGGUGCUCCGCUAAGGAUCAAUGAAUCAGAGGUUGGUCAAUUAAUGACGCGUAGUGACGAUCAACCGAAGGAUACAGAGUUACAAAUAGCCGUCAAGCUACCAUUAAAAACAUUCCUCUGUAAUACCAGUAACGGAUAUCCGACAAAGUGGGGAUUGGUUGUUGCACAAAAUGACCAAGCAACAGGUAUUCAUUUCUGCAUUUAG